Messenger RNA from Aureobasidium vineae, 627 nucleotides. The record is from the annotation of a GenBank genome assembly. Lineage: Eukaryota; Fungi; Ascomycota; Dothideomycetes; Dothideales; Saccotheciaceae.
AUGUCCGCCGAAACCGACCCCUUCCUCGCCCUCGACGUCUCGAGCGACGACUACGCAACCACCGCCGCACACGACCAACAAGCCGGCGCUGACGCAACCCUCGCAGCCGUCGAAGCAGAAGACGACAGCGAUGCCGAGAGAGAAAAAGCCGGAGCUGCGCGCGCCGCCCGAACAAGAUAUACCGAAGACGAUUUCCUGGCACAAAAAGCAAGUUAUACGGCUAGGAUUGAUGAGGGCAGUGUAAGUGUUUUUUGCAGUCAUGGAAAGAGCAUGGGACGUUUGGCUGAUGGUGUGGGUGAUAGAUCNUGGAAACAGUUGCUGGAGUUUGAACCGCCCUUUCGACCUUCUGGGGCUNNUUUUUUUUCUGCUGCGGGUGCUGGAUCUGUUGAUACGACUACUUCUGCCUCUUCAUCCGGAGUAGACUCUGGAGCGGGAAAGACUAAACUGGACAAGAAGCAUCAUCAAACCAUUCAGGCCGCUGUCUCUGAACUCUACUUCUUGGAGAAGUACCCUGCGGUGCAAGAGAUCAUUACCUGGGCCAAGGACAACUUUGAGAAAGACAAGAAGUGGGAUGCGCAGGUCAAGAAGUGGGAGGCCAAGAUCGAGGCCAAGAUGCAAGCUGCUUGA